AUGUCGGUGAUGUCGGAUGCGAUGGAUAUCGAGUCGUCGUCGGCAUUCUCGCCGUCCGAACCAGUUGUCGACGAGCUUUUUGUUUCAAAGCAUAAUCUCAGCGCCGAAGCAUAUCAAAGUUUUAAAGAAUGCGCAGACACGUUGUUAUCUGGAAAACUUGCACAGCCAGAACAAAUCGCUUUAAUUCAACAGACCCUCCAAAUUUGCGAAAAUGUAAUCUUGAUGUUUGAAGACGAAAAACACCAUCUGAUGAGCGACGUUCUUCUCACUUGGGCGAUGAAACAACAGAAGGUUAGCAUUGCGACUCUUUUCACUCAACAACUGCACUACAAAGAACUCGAUCUAAUCCAUCUACAAUUUGAAUACUUCGGAGAACUUCUUCAACAGACUCUCUCAGGAUUGAAUUACUUGAAGCAAUAUUAUCCAGCUGUUGGAUUCGAAGAAAUUCACACAAAAAUUCGAAAUAUGGCUCACUACUUUUUAUAUUAUUCGAUCAUAGUCAGCCGUCAACCACCAUCAGUUAUUGUGAAAUGCGGAGAAGCCGAAAAUCAUCGACGAAGCCGAUUCUGGUUCAACACGGAAAUUCGAAUUCUCGGCGGCAGCGCAUUUGGAAUUGAUACGCGAGGCAAUGGCGUCAUCGUGAAUUGUUACUUGAUUACUGACGAGACCGCUAAACAAUUGCUUAACAAUGCCUAUUUGGAAAUUUUCGAAAGUGAGGUAUUUGCCAUCGAACCGAACACGUCAACAUUCCAAAAAAAGGAAAGAGGUCUUAAAGCGAAAUUUGACGACAUGAAAGUUGCGAAGAAAGUGCAGCUUCGAAGAGAUUCGGUGGCUACGAAACGCUAUUGUCUAUGCUAUAAUAUUCAAUUGCAAACCAACUGUGGAAUCGAAUUGGUUGGCAAAAAAGUGUCGCUCCCAUUUGCUGUACUUGUGGGACCGAAAGCCGACGUCGAGGCAAAACUAUUUCUAGAGAGGUCAUUCGCGGAUCUUGUUCGUCAUCCUCUUUCCGAUAUUCCUACGCAUACGUCAUGCGCUGAAAUGGCAGAUGCACUAGAAAUGAAGUUUCAAGCCAUCGUCGAAACACCGCAGAAAAACGCUGAUGUUCCGGCGGUUGUUCAACCGAGAAAGUUUAGUAUGCAGACGAAACAACAUCUCGUUAUUCGAAUGAAGCCCAAUGCGAACGGAUUGUUGCCGUUGGAUAAUUUUAUGAAGGUUCCUGUUGCCGAGGAGUACCAACAGAAAAAAGCGAGCUCGUCCGAAGGAGAAUGGAAACUCGUGCCAUUUUACGAUUGGUUUUUCAAAUUGGCGGAAAUCACCAACAAAUAUUUGUACAGCAUGUGGUACGAUGGAUUGAUUUACGGAUUCUGUAGCAAAGAAGAUGCUGAAAAUAUUUUGCGAAGUGUUCCCCGUUCUGUUCUUCUAAUACGAUUUUCUGACAUUGAAUAUGCCAAAAUUAAAAUUUCUGUCAAAAAUCGCAACGGAGAAAUUCGGCAUCAUUGGUAUGAGCACUCGGAUCUGAAUGCGCGCUCGUUAACAACCGAGUUGUUGACGAAUCACAAGUUUGCCGAUAUCGAUCUCAUCUAUCCGGACAUUGAUCUAGAGGUUGCACUUGGCGGCCGCGACAAACCUCGAGCACGUCUUCCGCGCAAUCUCGCACCCGACGAAAUCUACUUUGAUAAUCAAGACGCUGCAACAUAA
Molecule: messenger RNA, 1698 nt
Organism: Caenorhabditis bovis
Lineage: Eukaryota; Metazoa; Nematoda; Chromadorea; Rhabditida; Rhabditidae
Source: the annotation of a GenBank genome assembly